Candoia aspera is the source of this 1094-nucleotide messenger RNA. It is a transcript of the gene COMMD6, whose product is annotated as COMM domain containing 6. The record is from RefSeq and is a predicted model, not a curated record. Gene Ontology annotation, molecular function: NF-kappaB binding. The coding region runs from base 15 to 653 and encodes 212 amino acids. Lineage: Eukaryota; Metazoa; Chordata; Lepidosauria; Squamata; Candoiidae. The transcript is spliced from 6 exons.
GGGGCGGAGCGGAGAUGCCACCGCUGGAGCCGGGCGAACCGGGCGGAGCCGCGGGCGAGGCGCCCCCUGCUGGAGCCGGGCGGGCCGGCGCGGGGGCCGUGCUGGGGGCGCUCCCGCGGGACCUGCUGGCCGAGCUGUGCCAGCGAGCCGCCCAGCGGGUUCAGGCCGGGGUCCCCGCCGCCGACGCGCCGGAGCUGAGCCAGCGGUGCCGGGCGGCGGGCGUGGAGAUCGGCCCCGCGGACCUUGCCCGGGCGGCGCGUGCCCUCGCCUGGCUGUUCGGCACAGCAGCAAGAAAUAAACUCUCCUCUGAAGAACUCUCUGCAGAACUAGGCAAAACCUUCAGUUUUCUGCCAAAACAAGCAGGCCAAGUUAUCCGGCAGGUGUGGAACGAGAAGAGAAAAUCUCUCAUCGAAUCCGAGGAUGCCAAAGAUGGGGCAGCGGCCGGACAGCUUAUUGAUUUUCAGUGGAAGCUGGGAAUUGCCAUCAGCGCCGACAGUUGUAAAUCCUUGAAGUCGCCUUAUGUCACGGUGGCGUUAAAAGUUGCUGAUGGUUCAGGGAGCAUCACGUGCAAAACGUUUGAAAUGACAGUCCCUCAGUUUCAGAACUUCUACAGCCAAUUCAAGGAGAUGGCGAGUGUUCUUGAGACGUUUUGAACAGUGGUUCGGCCUUUCCAUGCACCCUGUCUCCCAAAACAUUAGUGCUACAGAAACAGAUGUAGGUUUAACUUUCCAGUUUCCAACAUGACUUUAUCCCCCUGAAGAGCUGCAAACUCUCUUGUGUUGACUGAAAUGUCACAUGCAAGUCAAAGGAUCUCCUGUUUCACCAGAGAGUUAAGGUGGAACAUAUCUCAGCCAUCCAGAAGACCAGGGAGGUGUUCCAUGCAGGAGAAAUAAACCCACUUGUGUCCUAAUAGUUGCCAAAGUUAUGGCUUCAGUUAAGGCUUCAGCUGUCUGUCUCCUUGGGUCUGCAACUAACUACACUGGAAAAACAGUCUCAGGUAUGAGUCAGAUUGGAAAGUCCUAUGGAUAUGGGAAGGCAACAUUCCAUUGUUUUCAGUUAAAAAGUAUUUAAGUUAAUAAAAGAAUGGAAAGCGA